AAAUUGUGAAGCCACAUUUCUGUGAAUUCUUGGGAAACAGUGGCACUACCACUGAGGGGUCAGCAUGGGUUUGUCAAAACCAAGCCAUAUCAGUUAUAUUUUGUUUUACUUUGACAGAGUGAUUAGUUUACUAGACUAAGUGAAUGCUGUAGAUAUCUUGAUUUUAGCACUUGAUUUGACAAGUUCAGGUAUGAUAUCCCUGUGGAUAAAAUGGAUAAAUGUGGAAUAAAAGAAACUUGGUCCACUAUAUUUGCAAUUUGUUGACCAACCAUACCCAACCAUUACUUCACUGCUCUGGAAGAAAGUUAACCCUGGGAUUCCAUCAUCAUAUGAAUGAUAUUUAACAACAUUAUAAAUAACUUAAAACAAAAGGGAGGGAAGUUGUAGUUGAAUAUGCAGAUGGUAUCAAACUAGAGAGACUAGUUACUAACUUAGAAUACAAAAUCAUAAUCUAAAAUGAGCUCAGUAGGCAAAUUUUCAGAAGUGGUUUGCCAUUGCCUGUUUCCUAGGGCUGAGAGAGGGUAACUGGCCCAAGGUUAUUCAGCUGAUUUCAUGCCUAAGGUGGGACUAGAACCCACAGACUCCUAGUUUCUAGCCUGGUGCCUUUAAUCACUGCAUCAGACUGGCUCUCUGACCAUUACAGGAUCAAAGAGGAUGCAGCAGUUAAAAGGCCCAAAGCAAUUUUGGGUUGAAUUAACAGAAUUAUUGUUUCCAGAUUGCAGAAAGUAGUAUUUUUGUUGCAAUUAAGCUGAUUUAACUAUAUUUGGGAGUAUUGUGCCCAGUUUUUGGAAUCACACUUUAAUAGAGAUGUAGACAAGCUAGAAUAUAUUCAAAGAAAAUUUGUCAUGAUGAAAAAAGAUUAGAAGCCAAGCUUUAUAAGGAAAAGUUAAAAGAUGCAGGCAUAUUUAAUUUGCCAAAGUUCUUACUAGGAAGAGAUAUGGUAGGGGUCUACAGAUAUCCAAAAGGCUAUCCUAUUUAAGAGGGGCAGAUCUGUUUUCUGUUGAAACUGAAGAUUGGGUUAAAUGAUUUAAACAAUCCCUGUCAACUCAUCCAUUCUUUGAAUUCCCCUUUAACUUUCAUUAUUAAUUUUGCCAGACAGAUUAUAAUUCUUAACACAAUAUCAGCUUUUGAUUCUUUAUUUAUUACCAGCACCCAUGCACUCUUACUUUGGAGAAAACAUGCCUUUUGGCAGUCAUCAAAUCUCUUCAAAAUAUUCAAGAUGGAAAACAGAAUUAUUCUUGUUUCUUGAAGAGUAGGAAAUAGAGCUGAGGAGACAUCUGGCUUGUGUGCCAAGGAGUAUACACAUUACUGUAGAAAGCACAUUGUAAUGUGGGUUGCCUCUCCUUCUCAGAAAUGCUGCUUCUCCCUCUCCCUUUCCUUCUCUUGCAAUGGGAUUGGAUAGAUGGUUUACAGCCUGGCUCUGGCCCCGGAAUCCCAGCUCCUGUUUAAUAUUCUGCUUGCUCCACUGAUGUUGUGCUUGGCUCCUGUGGGAUUGCAACUCACCGCUUGAAACCAGAGCCAAUUUUCUGUCUUAAUCUCAGUGUUUUGACUGGAGGCAGAUCCAGUUCAACCCAAUAGGAGCUGGUGGAAACAACUACCUAAGAGUCUCGCUCUGUUUCGCUUGGGGAGGUAAAGAAGAAGGAAGAAGGGAGGGGGAGAAUAGAAAGAAAGAAAGAAAGAAAGAAAGAAAGAAAGAAAGAAAGAAAAAGAAAGGAGAGAGAGAGGCAAAGAGAGGCAGGCCAACCAACAAGCCACUCGUAAGAGACAAAUACACAAUGCCGUCUCUGGGAUCGGUGUAUCUGUAGAUAAUAAAGUGAUUCCUCUGCAGUUGGAUAUAUUGCUCAGAUUGGUUUUCUUUCUUUCUUUCUUUCUUUCUUUCUUUUCUUUCUUUCUUUCUUUCUUUCUUUCUUUCUUUCUUUCUUUCUUUCUUUCUUUCUUUCUUUCUUUCCUUCCUUCCUUCCUUCCUUCCUUCCCUCCCCCCUCUCUUUUUCUUUCUUUAUUCUUUCUCUCUCUUUCUUUCUUUCGCUGUAGAGGAAAUCUGAAUUAAGAAUCGUGAGCGGCAGCCAAGGGCUUUUGGGCAGACGGUCAGUGAACGGGGAGAAAGGGUUGCCUUGCUUGGGGAAGGGCUGCGAUUUGAACCAUUUGGCUGGACGUAAGACGAGACCCUGGGAUCGGCGGCGCUUCCAAAUGCAUCGCGGAGGAACGGGUGAUUGAGUUCUCGGGAUCGUCCUCCCCAUUUAAGCAAUAGGUGAAAUACAAGGUGCUGAAGGGAAAAUCGGAACCGACGGAGACGUUCUGAGCCGGCUGCGGGAACUGACCGAGGCAAUCGGCGCCGAGAGGAGGAUCGGAGGCGCCGCGAUGACUCUGGUGCUGCCCCUGAGCAGCUUCUGCGAGCCCAUUGUCUCUUCCGAAGGAGCCGGUGAGUUCCAGCCGCUGUGGGAAGCGCGCUGUUGCAGUAAAAGCAGCCCCGCCUCGGAUGCCGUCGCCGGCAGCAGCAGCAGCAGCAGCAGCAGCAGCAGCAGCAGCACCGCCCAGGGGCAGGCGCAACAGCCGCCGCCGCCGCAGGGCAGCGACGACCGGACACCGGUUGGGCAGCCUCCGCCCUCAGUAUUACACCACAGAGGAAAUCCAAACCCUGUAGCACCAUCUAAGGUCACAUAUUUUAAAAGAAAGUAUGUGGAAGAAGAAGAUUUUCAUCCACCACUCAGUAACUGUACACCCAAAACAAUCUCUGUAUUUGAGGAGCGGGCACAUAUUCUUUACAUGUCUUUGGAAAAACUGAAGUACAUUGAUGACCCUGAAGUCUACCUAAGGAGAUCUGUUCUCAUAAAUAAUUUAAUGAAAAGAAUUCAUGGAGAGAUUAUCAUGCAAAACAACUGGUGCUUCCCUACUUGCUCUUUUGGAGGUACUUCAAGUCAAGAGUGGUUCAUGUCUCAUGACUGUCCUUAUAGGAAGCGUCUUCGGAUGGCACGGGAGGACUGUGAAAAGAUCCACACAUGCUGUUUUUAUCAAGAGUGUGGCAGCCAUUAUUUAAGUUUACCAUUAUCUACUAAUUCUGCAGUGGGGAAUUCCGCCGCUUCUGUAUCUUUACCAAGUUGUUCCCAACAAGUGGAAUAUGGUAGCAACAGUUCCCCUGUUUACAGGAGUGACGAACAUAUACAUGCCAAUGAAAUUUUUAUUACAAAUGCUGGGCCACAUGAUAAUCAGGACAAGUCAAUAUUCAGUAAUGAGAAAGGAGGCCAUGAUAUAGAUCGAGAACAUGCUUCAGACUGGGAAUCUAUGAAAAGUGAUCAUGUCACAGAAUGUAAAAACAAAUAUUACAAUUAUUUUGAGAUGGGUCACGAUGACAAGAGCAACAUGAAUGAAUCUUGGAAGAAGUGUUUACGAAAAAGGGAGUGUUUACCAGGUAGCAAAAUUUGUUGCAGUAAAGGAAAUAAAAUAUGAGCCAUCUUCUGAAUAAUUUCAGUUUAGAAGCAAGCACAGUGUUGACAUUAUCAGAAAAAAAUAAGUUUGGAUCAAUUUUCUUAUGCUUUUAUAGAACUGGUACAAUUGUGUCAUAAGCUUCAUGGAUACUUUCAGUGACUGUGGGGCACAUUCCAUCAAAGAGUAUGUAUGGUCUGCAUCAUGAGCUAUUUAUAAAUACAUGGGAUCCUUACAAAGAGCACAGUUGCAUUGUAUACUUCCAUUGCUAGAAGAACCAAUAAACCAGAUGGAGAAAAUACAAUUCUUUUCAUGCAUCCCUUUGGGAACCUAGUAUGAAUUAAGAGGAAUCUUCUUUAUGCUUAUCAAUGAAUUAUACAUUUGAUAAGCAAAUUGUUACCAGCGAAAGGAAGAAUGCAUUUCGCCCAUCAAAAUAGCUGUGAGAAAGACUGCAUAGAAAUGAAAUGGAAUAGGCCCAUUUUAUGGUCCAGAAGUGACAUUAUUCUAAUGUAUUUAAGUCUGGUUUUAUUGAUAGGGUACAAUAACAUCUUUUUAUGGAGACACAAUUUGAAAUGCUACACACAGUUCCAGCACAUGCACAGUUUUCAGCUAAACUGCAAGAAUGAACAAGCCUUAUAGUGGUUUAUUGCUAUAGUGGCAGAGAUUUUUUGGUGCCUUACUUUUAAUCUUAGUUUUUCCAUGGUGAAAAUUAAGUUUAAGAAAACAGCUACAGCAGGGAUGUAACCUAAACAGGAAAAAAAUAAUAACAGGGUGGAUCAAAUAUUAUUAGAAUUCUGUCUCCUUUGAAAUACAAAGCUUGAUUUCCUAUUCAAUUGCCGCUAUUCAUUCUUUUUGCUCAGUCGCUUUUUGAUUUGCCAUUUUAAGGAAAGGAUUGAAGGAAAAAAAAACAAUAGAGAUAUGUCUCUUGUAAACAAGCGUUAGCUCUUUGAAUAUUUCUAUGGCAACUGUCUGUUGCUUUGAUAUUUUUUUUCCUUUUUCUUUCUAGUAUAAUGAAGUUCAUGAACCAGUGGCAUGCUUUAUAUUUUACUCUGUUUCACGUCAUUUUCUCUUUUCAGAAAAAUGUAAAGAGCAUGUACUGGGUUUUCAUAUAAUUGUAGGGUUUUUUAUUUUGAAAAAAGCACAAUGUUAAUAAAUGAUGUGGUGAUAUAAGAUUUUUAUCUGAAAUGAAUGUAAGAGUUUCAAUCUUUUUUUAAAGAUUAUCUUGGAGAAAGAGGGGGAUAAUUUUCAAUUAUUUGGAUCGUUUCUGGAAUUUUUCUUUUUAAAAUAUUCUGUCUAAAAUUCAAGAUCUUUAAUUCCAGGUAAAGCACACAAUGAAUUUUGUUCCAUUUAAAUAUAAUUUUUAUAGCUGAAGGAAUCAAUAAAUGGGAAUAAUCAUUAUUACAUCACGCCUUUUAAAGAUCUGGCUGAAUUAGGAGCAAUCAUAAUUUCCGCAUAGUUCAUUAUUGCUGCAUCAUGCUCUUACUUUUUUACAGAAAUGAAUGAAAAACUUUCAUUUGGAUCCAACUUAUGCUUUAAUAGAAUUAAUUUAACAACAUUUAACCCUCUUAAAACUAUUUACGUUUUUCUCUACAGCUACAUGAAUUAUUCAAACAAUUAUAAAACAAUUUUCAGUUCUUAGGCUUUACCCUAUAACCAAUAAUUCCUGUUAUUCUGUAUGAACAUCUUUGAUGCAAUUAAUUAUGAAAAACAUGAAUUCUUGAAUGGAAUGCUGCUUCCUUUAUAUAAAAUAUGCUUUGCAUAGAAAAAUCUUAGAUUCAUUCCUUACAUUUUCUUUAAGAUAUGAGGUGAUAAAUUCAGAAAAAAUGUGCCAGAAAAUUACUGCGAGUCAGAGUAGACAAUACAGGCUUAAAAUACAGUUUUCUUCCCUUCGUUUGGCAUCUGAUAUGGAAGCAAUUUAAAUUGCAAAUACUGGGAACUGAAAUAUGUACUUUUUAACACUAGAAAUUAACUAAACUACCUAUUAACUGAUGCUAAGAUGCUUGUUUUGGACUUAGAAUGUGUUAGACCAACAUGGCUUAGUAUUGUAUAAACCCAGUCAAUUUGGACAAUAAGCUGUGUAUUAGUGCAACAUAAACAAAAAAUCUGAAGCAACUACAUAUUUGAUUGGAUAAGAAGUAGCAUUUUCUAGUUGGGUAACUUCAAUAUAUUUUUUCCCCUUAAGACACAUUAUCUAUCUUAAAAACGUACUAUAGAAAGAGCAUUCUUAAUAUCCAAAGAGAAACCAUGAAAAAGAGUUGAUUUUCACUAGAAGUACAGAUUUAAGUUCACAGCAUUGUGCCAGAUAAUUAGCACAGUUUUUUAGCCUAUAAAUCUAAUUUAUAAUUAUUAGCAUAUACCUAUAUCAGGAACCAAGUGUUUCCUAUAAGAAUCUGGCAAGCAAGAAAGCUAUAGAUUGGAUUAGGGGCAGGAGUGACUGUGUCAGAAAAGUCAUGAUGGUGUUUUUAAUUGCACAGCCAAGGCUGCCAUUUUGACUUUUUCCCCUUCCUAUUCUGCUAUUCUGCUGGGAGGCUGCUGAAGCAGAGUUCAGUUGCUCAAGACUCAACAGGAAGAGCUUAACUUCCUUGGCUAUACAUCUGAGGACCAGGAACCAGUCAAAUGAAGUAGUUGGGAAACAUUUCAGCUCCAAUAGCCAGGAAAGGGCCCUGCAAUGCAUUGUAUGGUCACCUUUCCUCAGUGUCAUUUACAUAACACAAGGCUGUACUGAGGAAAUGCAAAGAUUUCUAGGGCUGGGGCACUCAGUGUGGUAUUGGAACACAGAAUCAAUAGUAAUGAUUGGAUCAUAUUGUGCUUCUCUCUUCCCUAUGCAAAUGAAUGGAGCCAUAUCAUUUACUUGUCCUGGGAAAGUAUAAAUUUGCCACCCUAUUAAAACAAUGGGACCCGCUAGGAAUACUUAUAGAAAAGAGUUUUGCCACCACUUGGACUUUCCUCUUUAUUUCCAACUAAUUUCAAGUGGAGGAGGAAUCAAUGGACCAUUCUACUCCCCCCCCCAUUUUUCUAUCUUCCUUCCCUCUGUCUUUGUUUUGUAUAGGAGAAAGGAAAACAGUGAUGAAGUGAACAGUCCAACUUUUGUGACUGGCUAUUUUGACCAAGAGUCUGUGGUCCGUUUUCAUGACAUAAACAAUCAUCCACCCCAUUUCCCCAAUAACAGACCUAUACUAUGAUGUGUCAGCAGCAGCUGAAUGAGACUAAAUGAAUCUGUGCAAUGUGGACAAUUUUAAAAUCCUUCUAGCUGCUGCAAAAGGAGUCAAAAGUUCUUGCUUUGCUUCUCCUUCCGGUUUCUCAAAGAUUGAGUAAAAAAAAGAAAGAAAGAAAAGAAACCCACACAGACUUCAAAUCAUUAUGAUUCAGGGUGAGGGAGUUCCUUACCCAGAUCCCAUCCAUUUCUGCUAAUUCUUCAUUACACAUGUGGCAACAAGGAGGUGGAUUAAAAGCCAAAAUAACUACAGAAAUGGAAUGUAUAGAGAGCCUCCCCCCUUUUUUUUACAGGACUGCUCUAGACUUUGUCAUUAUCUUAGGAGAGACAGGAAUUAACUAACCAUCUGGCUAGCAGUCCUGAACGGUGUUAAUUUAACUUUAGGCAAGACUGUGCCUCCUUGUAUCUAAAUCCAUUCCCCAGAGAUUAGCUGAUUGAGUCAACUCACACAUUUUUAAUGCUUCUAUGACACAUAAAAUGUCUCGUGUAUGAAUAUUCAAGAUUCCCUCUCCAUUGUAUUGCUAUGUCACAGGUAUAUGUCAUGUGCCCAUAGGUCCUGCUUAUAAAGAAUUAAAUAUAAAAUUGAUAUAUGCCAAAGUGGGAAAUUUUACAAGGCUGACAUUUACAUUUUAAAAGGUUGUCCCACCUUUUUUUCUCCAAGACAAAAGCAUUAUUAUUGCUAUCAAUAUUAAAUAUAGGUCUCAUUCAUACAGUGUAUGAGUAGGAUCAUUUAAUCAUUUGUCCACAUGGACCAAUUUUUUUUUAAAGUUGACUUUUCUUGUGUUAGAUUCAGUUGAGAACAGAAAGAUCUGUUCUUCUUUUUCCAAUAUAUGUCAAACAUUGAAUGUUUUAAGCUUAGAUAUUUAGAUAUUUGUAUACUAAGGUGAUGUUGUAGUAAAGUGUGUUUUUUCUUGAUAUAUAUUUAUUAAAAUUAUAAAACCUUUUCAUUUAAAAGCUUUAA
Messenger RNA from Pantherophis guttatus, 7595 nucleotides. RefSeq names its product SERTA domain containing 4 (gene SERTAD4). The record is from RefSeq and is a predicted model, not a curated record. NCBI's taxonomy places the organism in Eukaryota, Metazoa, Chordata, Lepidosauria, Squamata, Colubridae. Gene Ontology annotation, cellular component: nucleus.